Messenger RNA from Phaethon lepturus (White-tailed tropicbird), 1034 nucleotides. It is a transcript of the gene ACSS3, whose product is annotated as acyl-CoA synthetase short-chain family member 3. The transcript has 9 exons. The record is from RefSeq and is a predicted model, not a curated record. Lineage: Eukaryota; Metazoa; Chordata; Aves; Phaethontiformes; Phaethontidae. The annotation marks the transcript as partial.
GGGAAGCCUGUGGGAACGCCAGAUGCUGGUGCCUAUUUCCGCGUGCUAGCAGAGCAUGAAGUAGCUGCCGCCUUUACUUCACCAACAGCAAUUAGAGCAAUCCGUCAGCAGGACCCUGAGGCAGCCUUGGGAAAGCAGUACUCUCUGAAAAGGUUCAGAACAUUAUUUGUAGCUGGUGAGCACUGUGAUGUGGACACACUAGAAUGGUCAAAAAAGGUCUUCAAGGUACCUGUCUUGGACCACUGGUGGCAAACUGAAUCUGGUUCUGCAAUUACUGCUUCCUGUAUUGGUUUGGGGAACUCUGCAACACCUCCACCUGGACAAGCAGGAAAACCAGUGCCAGGAUACAAUGUGAUGGUUCUGGAUGAAAAUAAGGAACCAGUGAAGGCGAAGACUUUAGGAAAUAUUGUGGUAAAGUUGCCUUUACCUCCUGGAGCAUUCUCAGGUCUUUGGGAAAAUCAAGAAUCAUUCCAGAAGCUAUAUUUCCAAAAAUUUCCAGGAUAUUAUGAUACUAUGGAUGCAGGUUAUAUGGAUGAAGAUGGCUAUUUAUAUGUCCUGUCUCGAGCUGAUGAUGUGAUCAAUGUUGCCGGACACAGAAUUUCAGCAGGUGCAAUUGAAGAGUGUAUUCUCUUCCAUCAUGCUGUGGCAGACUGUGCUGUUGUGGGCCAGGAGGAUCCUUUAAAAGGGCAUGUUCCAUUUGCGCUGUGUGUACUGAGAGAAGGUAUAAAGACAGAAGAGAAGAAGAUUUUGGAAGAGAUUGUUGAACGAGUUAGAAAUAACAUUGGUCCAGUAGCAGCUUUCCAGAAGGGGGUGUUUGUCAAACAGCUACCAAAAACUCGCUCUGGCAAGAUACCACGUUCAGCUCUUUCUGCACUUGUCAGUGGAAAGCCAUAUAAAAUAACACCAACCAUUGAAGAUGCUAGUGUGUUUAAACACAUUGAAGAAGUGAUAAAGAAAAAUUAAAUGGGAUAAUAGGUUGAUAACAAACGUGACAGUUACUGAAGUAUACAAAGAGACUUUCUGUUAGGAAAUAC